CCACAUAGCCAUGCUCACUACGCUUCCCACAAACUCCUAUGGACACCGCUUCUCCUUCCUCUUCUCUUCUCCAUUGAUCACCUCAUCCCUUUCUUCUUGGUGCUUCUGUACUCAACCCCUGGUCUUUUUGCUUCUGCCACUCCAUGUCUCAAUCUUCUCCUUUCUUUUCCAUCGCCCGAGCACAUGCUGGAGCAGGAGGGCGAGCUGCAGCUGCCGCUCUCCUGCUCCGCCACCCUGCCGCUCAGUUGCCACCUAGCAUUCACUGUCCGAGAUACUUUCCUCUGGCUAAACUGUCACAUGCCAAGCCAUUGAACUCACACCUUGGGUUUCCGCGUGCCACCCUAUCCUCCUUUGCCGAUGCUAAUGAUGGCUCUAGUGCAGAACCAGAUGCCUCGGAGGAGCAGAAUGGUGGAUCUGAGCUGUCAGAGAUGGCAAAGGCAUUCCAUAUUUCACCACGAACAGCGAUGUCAAUCUCUGUGGUGAUUGCAUUUGCAGCCCUCACCGUGCCACUGGCGAUGCGCUCACUGGCCUUUCAUGGGACAAUCAAAAUGAAGAUGUUGGCAUAUCUGACCCUGUUGUCAGGGUUCUACAUGGCAUGGAAUAUUGGGGCCAAUGAUGUGGCGAAUGCUAUGGGGACGUCAGUAGGAUCUGGAGCUUUGACACUCAGGCAGGCAGUGCUGACUGCGGCUGUGCUAGAGUUCUCUGGUGCAUUCCUUAUGGGUACCCAUGUCACCAGCACCAUGCAGAAGGGUAUCCUCGUCGCGUCUGUCUUCCAAGGAAAUGAUUCUCUGCUCUUCGCUGGAUUGCUAUCCUCCCUCGCUGCAGCUGGUACAUGGUUGCAGGUCGCUUCCUCAUAUGGCUGGCCUGUGUCAACUACACAUUGUAUUGUUGGGGCCAUGGUUGGUUUUGGGCUGGUAUAUGGAGGGGUCAAUGCAGUUUUCUGGAGCUCCUUGGCUAGAGUAUCUUCUUCAUGGGUCAUUUCCCCAUUGAUGGGUGCUGCAGUCUCCUUUCUUGUUUACAAAUGCAUACGCAGGUUCGUAUACAGCGCACCAAAUCCAGGCCAGGCUGCAGCAGCUGCUGCACCCAUUGCGGUUUUUACCGGCGUCACUGCAAUCUCAUUUGCUGCUUUCCCUCUCAGCAAGAUAUUUUCCAUUGCUGUACUGCAAGCAUUAGGUUGCGGCGCAAUAGGAGCCAUCUUUGUUAGCAGGGCAAUAAAAAAACAGCUUGGUGACUUACUAUCUUCAGAAGCAGAAAAGAUAGCAUCUGCUAGCAAUACAGAUGGUCAGCAAGGUGGAUUUCUUUCUGACGUUGCUGGCCCUACAGGAGCUCAAUUGCAGAUUGUCUACGGUGUAUUUGGGUACAUGCAGGUCCUGUCAGCAUGCUUCAUGUCAUUUGCUCAUGGAGGCAAUGAUGUCUCCAAUGCCAUAGGGCCUCUGGCCGCAGCUCUGUCGCUUCUUCAAGGCGUAGCAACCAGCGCUGAGAUAGUCAUACCAACUGAAGUCCUUGCUUGGGGUGGUUUUGGAAUUGUAGCAGGGCUUACGAUGUGGGGUUAUAGAGUGAUAGCAACGAUUGGCAAGAAAAUCACUGAAUUAACACCCACAAGGGGGUUUGCGGCAGAGUUUGCAGCGGCUUCUGUGGUCUUGUUUGCAUCUAAGCUUGGGUUGCCAAUAUCUGCUACGCAUACACUUGUUGGUGCAGUGAUGGGUGUGGGAUUUGCAAGAGGGCUCAACAGAGUCAGAGCAGAGACAGUGCGUGAAAUUGUGGUCUCCUGGGUGGUCACAAUUCCGGUUGGUGCUUUGCUAGCAGUCUUCUAUACAUUGAUCUUGACCAAGAUUCUGAAAUACUUUAUGUGAGUGCUUUAUGAAAGAUAAUUACUGCUUUGAGAGUUACAGUGCGUUGCCCCUUCUUAAAUUUUGAUCAUUGCAACAAAAAAAAGUAACAGUGCAUAUAUGAGCCAGCUCCAAAAGUUUCCAGCAGAAAACAGAUAUGUCAGAGAGAAUAAUCAUUUUCCUGGCAACAGAGGACAUGAUUAGGGAAAAAGGUUUUAUGCAAAAUCAUGUUACGGACUCCCAGUUCUCUAAUGUACUACCUUAUAUCUUUUAUUUUCUACCACAAGGUGGAAUAUCAUAAUUUCUUGUAGAGCUAUGAUUAAUUGAUCAUAGACAUUAGAGAUAGAUUGGUUUAAUGUCACUGUAAUUAAGCCACAUUCACGAUACCGUUGUUUCGGAGGCACUAUAAAUAUGAAUCUUUUUCUUUUCA
Messenger RNA from Brachypodium distachyon (stiff brome), 2259 nucleotides. RefSeq names its product inorganic phosphate transporter 2-1, chloroplastic. The record is from RefSeq and is a predicted model, not a curated record. Gene Ontology annotation, molecular function: phosphate transmembrane transporter activity. The transcript has 3 exons. Gene Ontology annotation, cellular component: membrane. Gene Ontology annotation, biological process: phosphate ion transmembrane transport. NCBI's taxonomy places the organism in Eukaryota, Viridiplantae, Streptophyta, Magnoliopsida, Poales, Poaceae. Bases 144 to 1853 code for a protein of 569 amino acids.